AUCUCCUUAUCUCCUCUUCCUCUCAAGCUGAAUAAUGCAUCUCUCACCUCUUCGUCCACCACAACUCUACACUGCCGCUUUCAAUGACAGAUACGGCGACGAUGAGACAGUCUACAGGCAUGUCUAAACGACAGCUUUCUCCUGCACCUCUCCCAGUCGCCAAGCGACCCCACAUCUCAGCCCCAGUGACCUCAGGGUCUUCCAGAGAACGUCCGAGCUUGGACACCCUCCUAUACGACGAGGUUCUUCUCCUCAUUUUCUCAUAUCUCUCUUGGGCAGACCUAUGCGCAAUACAAGCAACCAAUAGGAAUUGGUGCAGGCUCUCCCUCGAUAACCAGCUUUGGAAGUCAUUAUAUCUUAGCGAAUAUGGCAGAACUAGGCUGAGAGGUGUCAGGGGCUUCAUAGCUCGUCCUGAUGGAAGGGAAAUCAGACCUCUGCCUGGAAGGACAAAUUUUGAAGACGUCCGUGACUGGAAGUGGAUGUUUCGCAUUAGCUCAAACUGGCGUAUAGGCAAAUGUUCGGUGGAUUCACUUACACCGCCCUCCAGUCCUCUCUUGUUACCGCGUUCAUUACCGGCGCAAACCAAUGAACCUAGGCCAGAAACACUUCUGCUCCUCGCAGGCAACAUCAUAAUUACAGCCUCCUCCCGCCCAUCUUCUUCGCCUGAAAUACGCUUCACCACAAGCGGUGCAGUACAUACUAUGCACUGUCCUUCGAGUAAAGGCACCAACCCUACAGAGGUUACUGCACUUGCGUUAGAUCAAUCACCUCCUACCAACGCACACCACAUUCGUCUCGUAAGUUUCCUCUCCACAGGCGAAUUCACUGUAUUUCUAGUCAACCACCAAACUGUAUCCAACUCCACUCGAUUAAUGUCCUGGGUACCCGUGUCUCGGACUCCCAGAACCUCCCCCAUAAUUCAAGCUGUGUAUCACCAUCCUGUGCUCAUCACACUUUCGGAAUCCUUCUACCUCUCACUAUACGACCUAUCCUCCAAUAAUAUCGUACAUGCGCAGACCUUGUCUUCAUUCACCUCCUUCCCUCCAAGCUCACUAGUACUGUCUUCGACGUCGCCGGGGAUGUACAAGCUGGUUCUUGCGUACGCUAUUCCGGUCUACCCAAGCCAUUGGAGUGUAGGCGCGACGGAGUUGAUCAUUUCGUCCUCUCCUUCGUUGGGUGUGACCGCCAGUCGAACGACCAAGGCAUUCGACGUUCCUCCUGGAUGGAUUGAUGAGCACAAGAUGAAAGCUGCUCGGGAACAGUGGGGAAGGAAGGUUGCCCGAGUAGCUGAUACGCAAACCGAUGGAAAGUGGGUCGUGCUGGCUCCCGGUGAACCUGUCAAGCCUACUUCAACGCCCAUUGGUCCAGGCUCCGCCGCCUCGGGGUAUCCAUCGUCCAGCUUACAUUCCCCUUCCUCAUUACAACUUUAUCGCCUUCAUCUUCCUUCAUCUACAUCAUCAUCUUCCCUCCCUAAACUCAACUUCGUUCGAACCCUGCAUGGCCAGACUGGAUCUGUUUCCGCACUUGCUCUGGCAGAUGGUCGGUGCGUCAGCCUAGGUGUGAAUGGGAGUAUUUGGGCAUGGGACCUUGAAGGUGGUACGGGCGCCGAAGUUUCCGGCGCAAGACCGGUUGACUUAGAUGAGCUGGAGUCGUUGGACGUUCAUCCGUUGGUGAAAGGCGCAGUUGUGUUCGAUGAGCGUCAGAUCAUCAGUGCUGACUCUAGAGGCGUAGAGGUUCGGAGGUUUGACAUUUGAGACUCCUUACCGCUUGUUUAUUAUUAUUCUUUCGUCUGCUUGCUUUCUGUAUCAUAGCCUGGUUUGUGUUUCAUCUCUAUUUCCACUUGUGUUUGCAAGGUGCAUGCUCGAAUAUCUCUGCAUCGAAUGCAUCGUGCUGGGGACCCACGGAUGCGGUGUAUGAACAAACUGGGCUUGUAGCC
Somion occarium is the source of this 1936-nucleotide messenger RNA. The record is from the annotation of a GenBank genome assembly. NCBI's taxonomy places the organism in Eukaryota, Fungi, Basidiomycota, Agaricomycetes, Polyporales, Cerrenaceae.